This is a messenger RNA of Cuscuta europaea, 817 nucleotides long. Lineage: Eukaryota; Viridiplantae; Streptophyta; Magnoliopsida; Solanales; Convolvulaceae. The record is from the annotation of a GenBank genome assembly.
AAUUGAAUUACAACAUAAUUACAGGGAAUUUUUUAGUUCUCAACCAUACCCUUCCACCUUCUUCCGUAUCCGCGCAGCAGACCUUCUUCCAUAUUCCGGACAGACCUUCGGCUUCCCCCAUCUCCCAUAACACAUAACAGAUCGUCAGGUAUGUACCGCAGACCUUCCCUAUAUUUCGCAAAGCCGUUUGUGUGCCCGGCCAGUACACUGUUUAAAACCGACCAAGGAAUAUGAUUUUGACUGACCAUACUGUAUCAAGCACCGUUUUGAUCACAUUGUUAAACCCUACUUUAAUCUCCUGAACGUCGAAUCUUGAUUGUAGUAGCAUGGAGGUCGAAGAAGCAGCGAUGAUUGUGAUCAGGUCAAAGAGGCCCACCUUCCGAAAUCCUCAUGACAAGGUGGCCUUUGCCGUCCACGCUUCAUUUAUUGCUUCUGGCUUUGUUACCCUCGCCACUGGCGCCCCUGUUUUUUGUGAUGAUCCCUUCUCUUCAUCCUCCAGCGGUGAGGUCGGUAUCGAUCACUGGAAUGAUUUUGAGGAUAAAUACGCCUUCAUUUAUUCACACCGUGAGAGAAGGUCAAAGAAGGUGUUAAUUAAGUGCCUUGCAAUGAAUGACAAACUCCUUGUUGAUGCAUUGGGGGAGGGUGAUAAUGAGCGUCAUCAUCUCGAACUGAACAUUCAGGACUAUGUUGAUAACGGAGAUGCCGAUUACGAAACCCACUAUAAGAAUUUCAGUAAGCUAGUUGAAGAAAUUACAACAAAAAUUUCAAACAAUUACAAGGUCUCUUCAGCAGUGAAAUCUUCCACUCAAGCAUCAAG